AUGCCUGCUCACAAGUUUGUGUUAAAUGCUCGAAGCGAGGAAUGGCGCGAGGAGGUUUUGAUGGACAAAAGUGAACUAGAUUGGUCCGAUAUGGAUGCAGAUGUUGGAUAUGCCUUGAUUCGGUGGAUUUACACCGAUGUGGUUGAUCUGCAACAUGAUUCGCUCGCACUUGAGCUUCUGAAAACCUCAUCGUUUCAAGCUACCCGGCCUAAUGGGGCUCUGCGAACGCGCACUCGUUUCAUCUGUAUCAGUGCGUUCCUGUGUACGGUUCUACUGCGUGGCGGAGGAGGUCGGUGCCGCCAACCUGUUAGAAUACUGUUCGGUCUCAUUUCUACACACUGGGACGAUCUAACACCGCAAGAUUUCGAGCACAUGUCCGGAGCGCUGCUAUAUAAAAUGCUCAAAAGCAAAACCAAAUAUCCACUCCAUGCCGCCGUCCGAUUGCUGCGUGAAGACGUCGUGUUCUUAUGCCUGGUUGAAAACAACGGUGCGCUUCAAGAAAUUGUGAACAGUCUCUCGCCUCAAGGGCAACUACCGCUAGGAUUAGCCCUAAUGGGACGCAGCACGGCCAUUGCACAGACGCUGCUGGAAACUGGCGGUGCCGACAUAAAUGCGUACACCACAGAGGGAAACACACUACUCAUCGAUGCGAUUAAACGCGGCGACAGCUUUUCGGCACAGUUUUUGCUGGAAAAAGGCACCAACGUCGAUCUGGUGACAAGGGACACAUCCGAUACGGCAUUGCAUCUCGUGUGCACGUACUCGGAGCGAAGCACGGACGCGGAAACGCAUCGUGAAAUGUUCAGUAUCGGUCAGCAGCUACUGAAGCAGAACGCCGAUCCAAACAUGCAAAACAGCAAGGGCUAUACAUCGCUGCACGUGGCCAUCAUGUCCCAGCACACGGAAAUGAUCGACGAGUUGUUGGGUGAAGCUGACGGUCUGGACGUAGAUACAAACGUGCGGACGAAGGAUGAAAAAUGUGCCUUACAGUUGGCACUCACGCCACCGCAUACCGAUGGGCCACCGUUCGAGUUAGCCCGCAGACUGUUGGACCGUGGUGCACGCCCGAAUGUCAUCCAUCCGGAAACAGGGGAUAGCUUGCUGCAUUGCCUCGCGAAACAGCAGCUAGAGGAUGCGGCCGUCUUUCUCUCCGAUCACUGCAACCUUAGUCAUAUCAACCGUUCCGGAUUGACCGUGCUGCAUGUCGCUGCGUCGCAAGGAUUAGCGAACCUAACGCGUGCCUUGCUGGAAAAAGGAGCACCGCCAAACGUGCAGUCGGGUGUGACAGAGCUGAAGUCGGCGCUGCACUAUGCCGUCGAAGAGGAUCACACCCAGGUCGUGGAUGCUUUCAUCGAGUACAAAGAGGCGAAUCCCUCUGCGGCAGUAGAUUUCAAUAUGAAGAACGCAUUUGGCGAUUCGCCGCUCAGUUUAGCGCUCAGCCUCGGCUACAACGAGCUUGUGCCGAUGCUUAUCAAAGGUGGAGCGGAUGUGAACGCACGCAACGGCCAGGACAUGACGCUGCUCCAUCAGGCGAUUCUGAAGGAGGACGCGAAGACGGCCGUCUUUCUGUUGAACCAGGGUGCCGACAUGAAUGCUCUGACGGCGGAUCAGGAAUCACCGUUGCAGCUGUCCAUACACUGCCGCCUGGUGGAUGUCGUGGACGCUCUCUGCUCGCGUGGAGUGUCGCUAAGUGCACCCGAUAAUAAGGGAGAUUGUCCGCUCUGGAGCGCUCUGGAGUCGGAACAGUUGGAAAUAGCGUCCGUACUAGUGCGCCACGGUGUGGACACAGAUUGCUGGGGCUCGGGACCGGACGGUUGUCUACAAACUCUGCUGCAUCGGGCGAUUGAUGAGAACAAGGAACAAGCGGCCGCGUUUCUCAUCAAGAGCGGUUGCGAUCUGGACUCUCCGCGCCAACCGGGACCGCAGGGACAGGGCGGAGACGAGGCGAAGGACAAAGCGUCACCUCUGCACCUGUGCUGCCAGUGGGGUCUUCGAAACGUGCUGCACACCCUCAUCGGCCACGGGGCCAACGUGAAUGCGGUCGAUUGUGACCUAAAGACGCCAUUGCACAUUGCGAUCGAGAAUCAGCACGAAGAGAUCAUCGGCAUACUGUUGUGUCACCCGGGUAUUGACCUAAAGAUUCGUGACAAAACCGGAAACACACCGUUUGCCGCAGCACUGCAGGUGCGCAACAACAAAGCCGCACAGAACAUCCUUGAACGGUUGCCGAACGCGGCCGAGCAGAUCGAUCAACGGGGGCGCAAUUUUCUGCAUCUUGCGAUCAUGCGCGAUGAUCUGGAAUCGGUGCUGUUCCUGCUAUCGAUCCAGGUGGACGUUAACUCGCGUGUGCACGACGUCAAUCAGACGCCACCGCUCCAUCUGGCCGCCGCAUCGGAGAAGGAGAUGCUUAUUCGCAACCUCAUCUUGGCCGGUGCUCGGUUAAACGAUCGAGAUGCCACACAAAAGACGGCGCUUCACGUAGCAGCGGAGCGGGGCACGGUCGGUGCGGUGUCGGCCCUCCUACAGAACGGCGCCGACUUCGACGCGGUCGAUGGGGACGGCAAUAACGCGUUACAUAUAGCGGUUCGCGAGGGACAUAUUGCGGUCGUGCGGGAGCUGCUAACGGAGUCCGAGCUAAACGCAGAGAUCGCCAACAUGAAGGGACGCAAUCCACUGCAUGAGCUGUGUCGCUGCGGGAAGGACAAUACGGCAGCCACCAUUCUCGAGCUGUUCAUCGAAUGUAUGCCAAGGUAUCCGAUUAACAAUCCUGACCUGCAGGGCAACACGCCACUGCUGCUGGCGUACAUGCGUGGGCAGGCGCAACUGUGCCGGAUUUUGGUGAAAAACGGCGCCUGUCUGGGAGCCGAGAAUAAAGAAGGCUUAACGAUAUUCAAUUUCAAGCUGGCAACGAACCAGCUGCUGCAUCGUUUGCUAGACGAACUGCCACAAGAAUCACCGUGGGCUUCGUCGGAGUUAUGCCAAGAGUGUGGCACCAAAUUUACCAUAACCAUGCGGAAACACCACUGCCGUCACUGUGGGCGAAAUCUGUGCAGUCGAUGCUCGAACAACGAUGUGCCAAUAAUUAAAUUUGGCAUCAACAAACCAGUUCGCGUUUGUUCGGUAUGCUUUGAGGUUCUACAGAUCGGUAGCGGGAUCGUGUAGAAUCUUCCGAACGUUAUUGGUGGUUAUUGGAUCGAUGCUAGAGGUCCGUUUCAAAAGAAACGUGCAGUUAAAAUUCGUUUUCGAAUCGAGCUCAUUACCGUCAUCUCGUGGACCAUUCUUCAAGCGUAUUCUAAUUCACCUCAUUUGUAAAAUACUGAACGUAACGCUGGCAAGGACACAGGAUGUUCCCCUCCAGAGUAUUUGAUGUGGUGAUUCAAAUUCCAGAACAUUCGUUUUUUGCUUUUCUUCUAUUAGUUAGCUUACAUUUAUUUUUUUCGUUAUUAUUAUGAAAAGAAGAUUAUUUAUAUACAUGUAACGAACAAGAAUGGAUACGUUCCAACCAUUGAAAGCAACUAAAACUUGAU
Anopheles nili is the source of this 3527-nucleotide messenger RNA. RefSeq names its product rabankyrin-5. Lineage: Eukaryota; Metazoa; Arthropoda; Insecta; Diptera; Culicidae. Gene Ontology annotation, molecular function: metal ion binding; protein binding. The record is from RefSeq and is a predicted model, not a curated record. Gene Ontology annotation, cellular component: cytoplasm.